AUGUCAAGAUGUUUGUGGUUAAUUGUUUUUCUACUAAACCUUAUUAGAGCUGAAAUAUCCGAUGAAGAUGAAGAGUACAGGAUGAAAAGGCAAAUUAAUUCUAUACCUCUCGUUUAUCCUUAUGGAGGUACUUAUAAGUUCAUCAUCGGUUUCUCAUCACCAGUGCCGAACAGAGACCACAUAAGUCUAGCGUUUGCCGCCAACUUCCAGUACCAAUAUCUACAGUUUCAGAAUAUAUCUGAGCUAUCUAGAUAUUACUUCAUUAAAGAAGUUUCUAGAGAGCAGAGGGACGCCGAGUUAGAAGCGAGGAAGGAUGAGAGACUAGUUUUUUACAGAGCUGUCGCUGAUAUGCUCGAAACCAAAGGAAUGAAUGGGCAGGAUUGUGUAUUGCGGGCGAUAUGUGAAGCAGCGCAGUAUCCUGUGGAGGAAGACGGGCUGGUGGGGGAGGUGCUGCAUAUUAUGUUAACGCCAGACUACGGUAAAACCCCUUUCGACGAAGAAGACCCAGACUACAUAGAAGCGAUGUCACCAUACGUAGAUGCAGCAGUCGCCGGCCGGCAGAUGUUCGAGUGUGCGUUUGUGUAUAAUAAGUGCCCACAAGGACAAGGCAUAUUGGAACUUAUAUCUGCGCUUCAUGAUGAAUGA
Messenger RNA from Zerene cesonia (dogface butterfly), 645 nucleotides. RefSeq lists its product as uncharacterized. Bases 1 to 645 code for a protein of 214 amino acids. The transcript is spliced from 5 exons. The record is from RefSeq and is a predicted model, not a curated record. Lineage: Eukaryota; Metazoa; Arthropoda; Insecta; Lepidoptera; Pieridae.